CCAGGUUCAGCUGCAACAUCCAAAAAAUAAGUGGAUCUAAACUCCAAGGCUCAUUUUGCAAUGAUUUAUAGACCUGUGGGAAAGUAUGAGAGAUUACAGAUGGCUUAAGAUGCUGCUGUGGAAGGGUAUGAUCUACAGUUCCCCUUCACCACUGGUGCAGCAGUAGCGUUUGCAUGGAAAUUCUGGUGAUUAAAGAUCAUGGCAACCAUAGAGGAACUGGCCAAUCAGAUUAUUGAACAGCAAAUGGGAGAGAUUACCCAUUCUCCGGCAGCUGUUACACAAACACUAAUGGAUGGGACGGCACAACGAAUACAGAUCGUCCCUGCAGAUUCAGGCCUCUCUUUACCACAACGUAUACAGAUUGUCACAGAUCAGCAGACGGGCCAGAAGAUUCAGAUUGUUACAGCACUUGAUCAGAGCUCAGCAGGCAAGCAGUUCAUCUUAACAAAUCAUGAUGGCUCUACCCCAAGCAAGGUGAUCCUUGCCAGACAAGAUUCCACUCCAGGAAAAGUUAUCCUGGCAACUCCAGAUGCUGCAGGUGUCAACCAACUGUUUUUUGCAUCCCCUGAUAUAUCUGCACAACACAUCCAGAUUUUAACAGACAACUCGCCCAAUGAACAGGGUCUAAAUAAAGUGUUUGAUCUGUGUGUUGUAUGUGGAGACAAGGCAUCAGGGCGUCACUACGGAGCAGUGACUUGUGAGGGAUGCAAAGGAUUCUUUAAAAGGAGCAUACGGAAGAAUUUAGUUUAUUCGUGCCGAGGAACGAAAGACUGUGUCAUUAACAAACACCACCGGAAUCGAUGUCAGUACUGUAGGCUGCAGAGAUGCAUCGCGUUUGGGAUGAAACAAGAUUCUGUGCAGUGUGAAAGGAAACCUAUUGAUGUGUCAAGAGAAAAACCUUCGAACUGUGCAGCCUCUACAGAAAAGAUCUACAUUCGGAAAGAUCUUCGUAGUCCAUUAGCGGCAACUCCAACUUUUGUAACAGACAAUGAAACAGCGAGAUCAACAGGUCUGCUGGAAUCAGGAAUGUUUGUCAACAUUCAUCAGUCUGCAAUAAAAAGUGAGCCUACUGUGCUGAUGACUCCAGAUAAGGUUGAAGCAUGUCAGGGAGAUUUAAGUACACUGGCAAACGUGGUGACUUCAUUAGCAAAUCUCAGUAAAUGCAAAGACAUGUCACAAAGCAGCACAGAGCUGUCUAUGAUUGAGAGUUUAAGUAAUGGAGAUGCAUCAUUAUCUGAACUCCAGCAAGAAGAACAAGCUAGUAGCGAUGUUACAAGGGCAUUUGAUACUCUUGCCAAAGCAUUAAAUCCAGGAGAGAGUCCAGCAUGCCAGAACUCUGAAAGUAUUGAAGCCAGCGUACAGCUGAUGGGUGGAGAAACAAGCAUGAAUAUUGUCGAAAUAGAGGGGCCACUACUCAGUGAUGCACAUGUGGCAUUCAGGCUCACUAUGCCUUCUCCUAUGCCUGAAUAUCUUAACGUUCACUAUAUCUGUGAGUCUGCCUCCAGGUUGCUUUUCUUGUCUAUGCACUGGGCACGUUCCAUUCCAUCUUUCCAAGCUUUAGGACAGGAUAACAGCAUUUCAUUAGUAAAAGCCUGCUGGAACGAACUUUUUACGCUUGGUCUUGCACAGUGUUCACAAGUUAUGAAUGUGGCAACUAUCUUAACUGCGUUUGUUAACCACCUUCAUGGCAGCUUACAGCAAGAUAAGCUGCCAACAGACAGAGGAAAACUAGUUAUGGAGCACAUCUUCAAACUGCAAGAGUUCUGUAACAGCAUGGUUAAGCUUUGCCUAGAUGGAUAUGAAUAUGCGUAUUUGAAAGCAAUCGUCCUCUUCAGUCCUGAUCACCCAGGUUUGGAAAAUGUGGUACAGAUUGAGAAAUUUCAAGAAAAGGCUUACAUGGAGUUCCAAGACUAUGUCACAAAAGCAUAUCCAGAUGAUACGUACAGACUGUCUAGACUUCUCCUCCGAUUGCCCGCCCUUAGGCUGAUGAGUGCUGCCAUCACGGAAGAGCUGUUCUUUGCAGGACUGAUUGGGAACGUUCAGAUCGACAGCAUCAUCCCGUACAUUCUGCGAAUGGAGACAGCAGACUACAACUCUCAGAUAAUUGGUCACGCCGUAUAAAAGGAGCAGCCGAGGAUUCCGUACCAUGGCAGUCAUGGUGAUGUAAAUGCAUACCCUGUCUCCAAGAGAUGGCAAUAAGCCUUCCCACGCACCUUUUCCAAAGAAGGCUCAUAUUCCUCCUUUCCAGUACACUUGGGAAACGUGGUGGAGUGUAUUAAGAAACGUAGGAUCGCUUCCUAUUUUUCAUCUGAUCUUCAAGGACUUGUCAAUUAAUUUGAUAUCUGAAGAAGGUCAAGAAUUGCCCAUCCUAUUUUUGUAGAUAGAUGAACUUGGACUAUUUGUUUAUGAAGUCCAGGCUUGUGAAGAAACUGAAGAAGCUUUGACUGAACUAAGGUAUCUCAACUUAGUUUGAUGUUUUAGACAAAAUAAAUUAACUUUCCUCUC
Molecule: messenger RNA, 2505 nt
Organism: Apaloderma vittatum (bar-tailed trogon)
Lineage: Eukaryota; Metazoa; Chordata; Aves; Trogoniformes; Trogonidae
Gene: NR2C1
Product: nuclear receptor subfamily 2, group C, member 1
Exons: 15
Coding region: 199-2121 (640 amino acids)
Biological process (GO): anatomical structure development; cell differentiation; negative regulation of transcription by RNA polymerase II
Molecular function (GO): nuclear receptor activity; zinc ion binding; RNA polymerase II cis-regulatory region sequence-specific DNA binding
Source: RefSeq, a predicted model, not a curated record